AAUAAAAAAUAAUGAUUUGUACAUACUCAUUUUUUAACUAAACUUUAAGUAAAUAAUUAAUUAUUAAAACUGUUGAUUAAAUUUUAAUAUUUCAAUACCUGACAAUGGAGGAAGAAAAGCUAAAAAAAAGAAAACAACGUGCAAAAAAAGAUGGAAAUAUAAAACAACUAGCAGAGAUAGUUAAAGAGCUUGGAGAUUUAUACUUUGAAUCAAAACGAAUGGAUGAGGCUCUUGAAGAGUACGAGGAGCAAUUAAAAUUAUGUGAAAUAUUGAAUGACCCACUGAACACAGCAGUCGCUCACAGAAUGAUUGGUGAAAUCCAUACUGAUUGCGGUAACUAUGAAGAGGCUUUAUCACAUUUGAGUAAGUACUUACAAGGUGUAAAAGAAACUAAAAAUUUAAUUGAACAGCAACGAGCUUACGCUACAUUGGGAAGGAUGUAUUUUUGUAUGAGCGAAGCUUGUGAAAAAACGGGAAGCGAACAGGAGCCUUUGGCUGCUGCUAAAAGAGCUUACAGCAAGAGUUUAAAAUUGUGCGAUAAAUUGGAAGAAAAUAAGGACAUUAAGGAGGUGGAGGUGAUGAUGAUGCGCGCCAGGUUACUGUUAAAUUUAGGAUUGGUUUUAGAAGUCCAGAAAAAGCUUGACGAAGCUAUCGAGUUAAUUGAAAAGGCUGCUCAGCUUUGUGAGAAGCAUAAGUUGAAUGAAGAUCUUUAUAGAAUUCAUAUUGCUCUAGCUGCUGUUCAUGAGCGCCAAGAAAAUUAUGAUGAUGCAUUAAAUCAGUAUGAUUUGGCAAUUAAAUUAGCUCAUGAGCCUGAAAAAAAAGCUUCUGCACGGAUUAGCCGAGCUGAGUUGCUGAUAAAAAUGGGUGAAUGGUCCGAAGCACGGCAAAUUCUUGUUUCACUUUAUGUUAAUAGAAAAAAAGUGUCGUCAUUGACUUCAACUAUAGAAAAGUUAUUAAGAAUAGUUGUAGUAAUUGAUAAAUAUGAGCUUGACUUACGUGCAGAAGAAGACAAUGAAAAGCGGAUGACUUUAUAUGAAAAUUUGGGAGAUGCAGCGUCUGCUGGUGGUUUUUAUGAAAAAGCUGUUGAAUUUUAUAAAGGUAUGCUAUUGUGUGCUGAAAAAAAACCUGGUGAUAAUCGAAGUAACGUAAGCGCUGCUUUGGUAAGUCUGGCACGAACGCUCAAAGAUGCUAAGCAGUUUGAAGAGGCAUGUAUUUAUGCUAGAUCAGAACUCAAACUUUGCAAUGAAAAUUAUCGAGAAGCCUGUCGAUCAGCCUUGUUUCUCGCAGAACUGCUUAGUAGCAUCAAACACACGCCAAUCAUUGAGUCAGAGACACGGGAGGCUUAUCAAUUAGCGCUAACUAAUGCAUCUAAAUCAUCAGAUCAACGGUUGAAGCUUGCUGUACUGGAAGAAAUGCAAGCGUAUUAUAAUGAAAUAGACUCUACUAAGGAAGCUUCAGAGAUAAAUGGUGAAAUAGAGACAUUAAGGGCAUCGAUAAUUGAUUAUGAGUCUCCAAUUAUUAGCGAGGGGGAAGAAAAUAAUGAUAUAGGCAAGGAUAUUGAUUUAGAUGAAUUGUCAGACGUUGAAGUUGAGCUGCAGAAGGAAGAUAAAUCAAAAGGGUCUCGUCGUUCUUCUAGACGUGGAUUUGUUAUUAAAAGAAAUGAGAAAGGAGAAACUAAACUUCAUGUUGCUUGUAUUAAUAAUAAUAUACAAGAAGUUGUUAAUCUUUUGGCAGCUGGACAUCCUGUUGAUGUGAGGGAUAAUAUGGGGUGGACUCCACUCCACGAGGCUGCUAAUUACGGUCACAUUGAAAUAGUUCAGCUAUUAAUAGAUCACGGUGCUAAUGUAAAUGACCCGGGUGGUCCACAGUGUGGCAAUAUUACGCCACUUCACGAUGCUGCUUCUUGUGGGCAUUUUUCUGUGAUGAAUUUAUUGAUCAAACAUGGUGCGAAUGUUACUUUGAAGACUAAAGAAGGUGAAUCGAUACUAGAUAUCUUUGAAACUUGGCGUAGCCGUUUGGAGGAUGAUCGUAAAAAAGGAAACGUUGACUGGACGGACGAUGAUGAACAGGAGUAUCAAUUCAUUCGUGACAGAUUGCGUCGUGUUUUACCAACAAAACCUAGCAAGGCUAUUAACGAGCCCUUAAUUGACGAAGAUAUUUGUUCCCAAGCUACUGUAGACUUCAAAGAAGAUGAAUUUUGUAAAAAAGCAUCUCCGAAAAAAAUUUCUGCUGGUGAGGAUUACCGGAGAACGAUUGAAAGUUUGAAGAAUCGGAAUUAUUUAAAUCAAUCGUAUGAGUCGGCUAGCUCUAAAACAGUUAACAGCAAAGUUACACCAUUAAUUGAUAGUGAGCAACAGCUGGUUGACGACUGGCUUGAAGAUGAUUUAUCUACACCUGCGACUUCCAGUAGUUUAAAACGAGCUAGCAGUGAUGAAGUUGUCAAUCCAAUUUCCAAGAGAAUGUCCUUUAAUUCUAGUUCUAUUACUGUAUCUGAUGAUGAAGGAGAUGGAGAUAUAAAUUAUCGGGAUGAUAAUUCUAAUAGUAAUUAUAUUGAUGAUGAAGAUGAUGAUGAUGAUGAAGAUAUUUUUGAAAAAAAGAGCCUGACUAAAGGUGUGAGAAGAUACAAAAGUGCUUCAGAUACUAUUAGUAAUAAAAGUAAUAAAGUAAAUAAAAAUAUUUCACGAAGUCAGCCGAAAAAAGUAAAUCAAAGUAAAAAUAAUCAAAAGACAUUAUUUGUAACAGGCUUUACUAAAAAUACUUCCCAAAUAAACCAGUUGUCAAUACAGAAGUUCACAAACGAUGUAGAUACUAUAAAAAAAUCUAGCUUAAAUAUUGAAUCGAUAAAUUUCAAAAUAAUUAUCGAAAAUAUGACAAUUAAUUUAAAAUUGAAACGUCCAGAUGAAAGUAAUUAUUUGUAUAAUAAUUUAAUAAAUGAUAUUACGAAACAUAUCAAUCAAAAUACUGGUUGCAUUGCUAAAUUAAUUCUAACUACUGGUAAUGAUGAAGAAUUACAGCCUGAAAAUUUAUUAAAUUUAGUUUAUACUAAUCAAAAUGAUUUUAUAUGUCUUUAUGGGCAAAUCAUUGAUCUCGUUGUGCCAAAAAUAAGUGCGAGAUACAAAACAAUUUGCUCAGCAAUGGAUAUACGUGUAAAUAGUGAUUCAAAGCAAUUAAAAUCAUUACGGGCUUGUGAAGAUUCAGAAAUAUUACGUCUAAAAGGUGAAGAUGAAGAUAUUGAAAUGAUAGCAUUACUCAAGAGUCUUGAGUAUGAAAAAAAUCUUAAAGUACUAGAACUAUCAUCAUGCAGCUUGUUCGGUCAUGGUGAAUUACUUAAUUACACAUUGAACCAAUUGAAACAACUACAAGAGUUACAUUUAUCUGGUUGUGAUAUUGACUCUGAAUGUAUUAAAAAAUUAGAUAGUCUUCCGUUACAAUUACGAAUUUUAAAUUUAAGUUGUAAUCCAUUAAAUACUGAAUCACAAACUAAGCUGCGCGAUUUGAUUACAUCACUGUACUGCUUGCAGGACUUGAAUUUACAUAAUUGUAAAUUGAAGAAGCUUGAAUUUAAUUCCACAAACACAAUAAGUGCGAACUUAGUUAGCUUAGAUUUAUCGUGGAAUAAAAUGUAUGAUAAUGAAGUUGAUUAUUUACUGCAAAGACAAUUAGUUAAUUUAAAUUUAUCUCAAACUACAAGAUUUCCUAUCGUAAAUAAUGAAAUAAAUCUAAUGGCUUACGCAACCUUGGAGAAUUUAGAGCUUGCUGGUUGUAAUUUAACAGACUCGGAUGUUAUUCAAUUACUGACCAAUUGUAGAAAUUUAUCUAAAAUCAUUUUAAAUAAUAAUUCUCAAGUAACGUCAAUUGCUUUAGAAUCUUUGUUGGCUUAUAAACCGACGCUCAGUUUAAUCGAUACAACUGGAUGUCAAAAAAUAGAUAAUUUUCCAAAUUAUGAUCUAAUAAUCGAUGAUCCAUCAGUUUGUACUCUAAAAACUAGUAUGACAUCAGAUGUUUGUGAGUCUUGGGAAAAAUUGUGGUACGGGCGUGCUAAACAAUUUAAAAUGCCUCAUGACAUAGUUAUUUUCAAACCAUUUUACUGAUUAUAAAAAUAUUUAUUAAUUUAUUUAUUCACAGUUAAUUUUUAAAAUAAAUACCUAAAUAAAUUAAUUUUCAACGUGAUUAUGACUUUAAUGUAAAUAUGUAUAUUUUAUUACCAAUUUUGCAGUGUAAUUUUGAUACUUUAAUAUAGUUUUUAUCUAAAUCUUUAAU
Messenger RNA from Cotesia glomerata, 4260 nucleotides. RefSeq names its product tonsoku-like protein. The transcript is spliced from 3 exons. NCBI's taxonomy places the organism in Eukaryota, Metazoa, Arthropoda, Insecta, Hymenoptera, Braconidae. The record is from RefSeq and is a predicted model, not a curated record. Bases 105 to 4091 code for a protein of 1328 amino acids. Gene Ontology annotation, molecular function: protein binding.